Ciona intestinalis (vase tunicate) is the source of this 2329-nucleotide messenger RNA. The record is from RefSeq and is a predicted model, not a curated record. Lineage: Eukaryota; Metazoa; Chordata; Ascidiacea; Phlebobranchia; Cionidae.
AGAACUAAAGUAAUAUGUUUGAUACAUAAUGAUUAACUUAAAAGCUGAGUUGCUGAAGAAACAACACGAAUAUAAAGACAAGAAUAAUUCCAAAGAAAUUCCUAAACCACUUCCAUGGAAAAAGAACAAAGAGAAAGAGGAGAAGAGCAAAAGAGUGGGAGUGAGUAACAAAGGAGUGGAAGAUAGAAACAAUCGAGAUCUUGCUCAUGAGGAGGAAAAUAAUAAACUUAACAAAGUGCAAUCAAUCUUAGAAGCAAAGACACGAAUGUACGAAAAGUUGACGUCGGGUGAAAUAAUCCCAGAUAAAGAUGACGCACAGAUGUUUAUGGUGGAUUUCGAACAAAAGUCGAUUGAUGCUUGGAGGAAUAAAGCGGAGAAAGGUGAAUCAUCGAAACCUGAUGUUAAGGUGAAAGUGACGAAUGAAGUUCAAAAAGUUAUCGAUAAAGCAAAGGAUGAAUGGGUGGAAUACGUGGAUAGUUUGGGCCGAACACGAACCUGUAAGGAAUCGGAGCUUCAUCUUCUGCAGAAGAUUGAUAAGAAACUUGACGGCAAGGGAGCAUCAGGUCGUACUUUGAUGUCGGAGGACAUGAGGAGGGAGGAGGAGAGAGAACAAUGGGAGGAAGAGGAGAGGAGCAAGAUGGAGGAAGGUCCUCUUCAUUAUGAGAAUUUAAGGGAUGGAGAGGUUCGUGAGUUGGGCGUUGGUUAUUAUUCGUUCUCGGGCGAUGCUGGGAUGCGGGAGGAGCAGAUGAGGAGGCUGGGGAGGAUGAGGGAGGAGACGGAGGAGAUGAAGAGGAGGAAUAAAGAGAAGAAGGAGAAACAAAAGAGUGCACUGGAAACUCGAUUGGAAAAAGUUCGUCAAAGAAGAGUGAAGAAAUUGUUGGAUCAAGGCAGGGAAAUCCCCCAAUCUUUGAAGGAGCCAGUCAAACUAGAACGAGAGGUUGAAGAGGAGGAACCAGCAGCUCCUGUUGAGGAAGAUGUUGCCGUGGUAACAACAUCCGGAACAAGGGAGUGGGAUGAAGGAAAAGGUGAUGUUUGGAGCCCCGCCCAACCCAAGAAACCACCAACAAAUUGGAAAGAUCCUCGCGAGGAAAGACUCGAUGAAUUUGCUCCUCCUUCAUCUUACUUCCAAGGAGCAAAGAGGAAAAACAAUCAUCCUGGUCCUCUUGGACCCCCUGGUCCUCCAGGUCAUUCUGAAUCAAAACAUCCAAAGAUUGAUGAACAAAUUACCCAACAAACUAUGCAAAGCAACCCACACGCACCCCCUACUUAUACACACCCACCCCAACCCCCUUACCCCAACUGCCCCCCAUUUAACCCACUAAUACUCUCAAACCAACACACAUUCACCCCGAUACAUAAUCACCCCACCCCAAAUAACCCCGAACCCCCUAACCAACCCCCCAAACCUAGUAGCGAUUACCCCACCCCAAAUAAUCCCAUACCCCCUAACCAACCCCCCAAACCUGGUAGCGACGCUGAAAGAAUCCAACGUUUAUUGUCCCAAGUUUCCGAGGACCUCACCCACGCUGUACCCCCAAAUCCAGCCCCGAAACCCUUCACCCCUACAAGUAAACCAAUCUCUUUGAAAGUGAAACCGAAACCUCAACAAAUAUUAUCAACCAAGUCGAUUUUGGAGGAGUAAGGAGCAAUAGGCGAUGUAUGUUUGUUUUAAUAAAUAUUUAAAUAUGAACUUUGGUGUAAGCAGCAAUUAUUCCUCGUGUGGUUGGAACAUCUAUUGUAGUAAACAUUGCAUAAAGUUGCCGGGAAUUUGACCUCAGAAGUUAAAAUACUACAGUUAUCAGCGGCGUACUGGCAGCAGCAUUGUAAAGGGUAAUACCAAUGAAAAAUCAAAAUUUGUUUGUUGAUAGAGAUGCUCAAAUGUUGUCUCAAGGUGGACCAAACUUAAUGUACGACCAAACUUUCAUAAAACAGUUUAUUAAAAAGUAUAAAGCCGAGAUAAUGCAUUGGACUUCCCAUAAGAAAAAGUGUCGUUCAACUUAGAUCUUUUCUAGUUUCUAAACUACAGUAGAAGUAUUUUCGAGUUUUCUUACGGUAAUUGCUUUUUCAAUGUGAAUAUAUAUAUUUAAAAGUUAUAAAAUUUAGACAAUGAAAUGGGUUUUUAAAUUUGCCGGAUAUUACAAGUUUAUUAUGUAAUAUGUUUUAAUUUUCCGAUUAAACAUAGCUACUUAUAGGUUUACUUGUCAACACUUUUUCUCGCAUUAAAGAAGUUAUUUCCACCAUAUUUAAUAUUAAAGAUGUUCAUUAUGUUUUAUUGGUACCUGCUGUAUGCCCCUUUAAUGUUGUGUGUAUUAAACUAAUAGAGAAGGUA